UCUUUUUUUUUUUUUUUAAGCUACAAAGAGGUUCAUCAGCAAUGGCGGCCGAAGAUUCUUCAAACGUCGAUACGAGUAUCAAUUCUGAUUCAAAGCCUAAAUAUGAAGCUAAUGAUGUUACUAAUCAUGACUCUUCCAAAACAUUGGUAAUCCCUCCUCCCGCCAUUUGUCUCGUCCGUUUCGCCGGAGAUGCUGCUAGCGGCGCCUUCAUGGGAUCUGUAUUUGGAUAUGGUUCUGGAUUGUUUAAGAAGAAAGGAUUUAAAGGAUCAUUUGUGGAUGCGGGUCAGUCUGCAAAGACUUUUGCGAUUUUAUCUGGAGUACACAGUUUAGUUGUUUGUCUUCUGAAGCAAAUACGAGGGAAAGACGACGCCAUUAAUGUUGGAGUUGCUGGUUGCUGUACUGGCCUUGCUCUUAGUUUCCCCGGUGCACCACAAGCAAUGCUACAGAGCUGUCUUACUUUUGGUGCCUUCUCAUUCAUCCUUGAAGGACUCAACAAAAGGCAAACGGCUUUGGCUCACUCUGUCUCGUUGAGACACCAAACUAGAAGUCUCCAUCAUGAUUUACCGCUCUCGUUGGCUCUCCCAAUCCCUAAUGAAAUCAAAGGAGCUUUCUCUUCUUUCUGCAAAUCCUUAAAGAAACCCAAGAUGCUCGAAUUUCCUCAUGCACGUUGAUUUUUUUCCAACUUUUUCUUAUUCCUUUUUGUAGAAGUUGCAAACAGAUUGAAAAUGGUUUUGCUGCAUGAGCCAAUGAGAAAAGAGGAGUGUACCUUUAUUCGUUUUCGUAACAAAAAUUUCUUAGGACUUAGUCCAGAACUAAUUUUGGAAAUGUUAGUUGAAACUUCGCAGUCUU
Molecule: messenger RNA, 849 nt
Organism: Capsella rubella
Lineage: Eukaryota; Viridiplantae; Streptophyta; Magnoliopsida; Brassicales; Brassicaceae
Product: mitochondrial import inner membrane translocase subunit TIM22-3
Exons: 5
Coding region: 42-671 (209 amino acids)
Biological process (GO): protein targeting to chloroplast; protein insertion into mitochondrial inner membrane
Cellular component (GO): TIM22 mitochondrial import inner membrane insertion complex; chloroplast envelope
Molecular function (GO): transmembrane protein transporter activity
Source: RefSeq, a predicted model, not a curated record